This is a messenger RNA of Haemonchus placei, 321 nucleotides long. NCBI's taxonomy places the organism in Eukaryota, Metazoa, Nematoda, Chromadorea, Rhabditida, Trichostrongylidae. The record is from the annotation of a GenBank genome assembly.
AUGGGUGUGAAGACGUUUGUGGACGGACUGCUGAAAUCCCACAAGGUCGUUGUAUUCGCCAAAUCUUACUGUCCUUAUUGUAAAAAGACGAAAGCUGCGCUUGAAGCGCAGCACAUCAAGCCGGGAGCGCUAGAAUGGAUAAAUAUCGAUGGACGAAAUGACUGCUCAGAAAUUCAAGAUUAUCUUCAGUCGCUGACCGGAGCACGUUCAGUACCUCGAGUGUUCAUUGACCAGAAGUUUUUCGGUGGAGGUGAUGAUACGGCAGCCGCAGCGGAUAGCGGAAAACUCGCCCAACUUCUCAAGGAAAUUCAGGCAGUCUAA